CUCUGCCAAAGGGAUCCACUGAUAACCCGAGAGGUAGAGGGAGGGAACUCAGAGUGCCAGCCUGAAGCAAGGCACACGCAAGGGGAGUCCUGAAGGAGCUGCACCCAUAAUGGAGGUAGUCAGAGCAGGUCUCCUUUGCCUGCUGCUGCUGGGGAGCUGGGCCCAGGGGCCUCUUCCCUCUGAAGCCUCUCCCCUCUCCCAGGAGGGAAACCUUCCCCUAAGCGAGGACCUUCUGCUGCCGGAGAUCGGUGAGACCACCCCACCUCAUCCUGACGUCCACCUCAUCCGAAGCAAGCCAUCUGCUCAUGUGAGGCCGUACAGCCUGUCCCGCUCCCCCAGUGACUACCACUACUCUCCCAAGCCCAAGCAUCUCAGGGCCCCUCGGUUGUUGAAGCUCCUGGGCCCCUCGUACGACCCCUUCUGGAUGUCCCCGCAGGAUCCACGAGGCCGCAACACCAGCCUGGAGCAGCUGGGCACCCUGAGCCAGGACCUGGCCGAUGGCACCAGCCGUUACCGGAAGAAGCUGCUGCGGGAGGCUGAGAACGUGGAGCUCCCUCGUCUGCUGCCCCUUGAGGAAGGGUUGGCCAGUAACCUCAGUCAAGCUGUCGCCCACCGCCUCCGUCAGUGGCUGGUGGAUAGCGCCACCUGCUCUCUGACCUCGUCUUGGGUGGAUCUGGGGCCUGUGUUCUGGCCACGUUGGGUCCGCCACACGGAGUGCGACACCUCCCACACUGGCUGCUCCUGGCCGCCUGGCAUGACCUGCCGCCCCGCCCAGUUCACCCACAUCAAGCUCCUGGUCUGGCACUGCUGGAUGAGCAAGGACCCUGUCAUAAGCAUGGGCAGGAUGCUCCAGCAAUGCACUUGGAGACAGAUCCCCUACCCAGUAGUGUCUGCUUGCAAGUGCUCCUGUCGGUAA
Messenger RNA from Pelodiscus sinensis (Chinese soft-shelled turtle), 916 nucleotides. RefSeq names its product noggin-like. NCBI's taxonomy places the organism in Eukaryota, Metazoa, Chordata, Testudines, Trionychidae. The record is from RefSeq and is a predicted model, not a curated record. Gene Ontology annotation, biological process: negative regulation of cell differentiation; osteoblast differentiation; negative regulation of BMP signaling pathway.